Molecule: messenger RNA, 2926 nt
Organism: Nothoprocta perdicaria
Lineage: Eukaryota; Metazoa; Chordata; Aves; Tinamiformes; Tinamidae
Gene: ZPLD1
Product: zona pellucida like domain containing 1
Exons: 11
Coding region: 107-1360 (417 amino acids)
Cellular component (GO): cell surface
Source: RefSeq, a predicted model, not a curated record
GAAAAAGUUCUGCAAGGCAGAGAAGUUGAGCACUUGGUCACAUGCAGGAGCACAGGAUAGAUGGAGUACAGCUGACUCAAGAGCUACAGGGAAUUUGGGUUUUGCAAUGGAACAGGUAUGGUUACUGCUCCUGCUGACAGUUAAAGUGCUUUCGGUGACUGCUCAGUUCAAUGGAUACAACUGUGAUGCUAACCUUCAUAGCAGGUUUCCUGCUGAACGAGAUAUCAAUGUUUUCUGUGGAGUACAGACAAUUACUAUGAAGAUAAAUUUUUGCACAGUUCUCUUUUCUGGUUAUUCUGAAACAGAUUUGGCACUGAAUGGGAAACAUGGGGACGCUCACUGCAGGGGGUUCAUCAAUAACAACACCUUUCCAGCAGUGGUCAUUUUCAUCAUCAAUCUGAGUACUUUGGAAUCCUGCGGAAAUACUUUAGUGGUGUCGUCAGCUCGAGGUGUCAAUGCCUAUGGGAAUAUCUCAGUGGUACAGAUAGGUAAUGUUUCAGGCUACAUAGAUACGCCAGACCCACCAACGAUUAUCAGCUACUUACCUGGGCUUCUGUACAAAUUUAGCUGUAGCUAUCCACUGGAGUACUUGGUUAACAAUACCCAGCUAGCUUCGUCUUCAGCUGCUAUUUCCGUGAGAGAGAACAAUGGUACAUUUAUCAGCACUUUGAAUUUGUUGCUUUACAAUGAUUCAACCUACAGCCAGCAACUCCUUAUCCCAAGUGCGGGUUUACCUUUGAAAACCAAAAUAUAUGCAGCUGUGAGAGCAACCAAUCUUGAUGGCAGGUGGAAUGUUUUGAUGGACUACUGCUACACCACUCCAUCUGGUAAUCCUAGUGAUGAUCUCCGAUACGAUCUUUUCUUCAGCUGUGACAAGGACCCACAGACAACUAUAAUUGAAAAUGGCAAGAGCCAAAUGGGCCGUUUUUCAUUUGAGGUGUUCCGCUUUGUGAAGCACAAGAACCAGAAGAUGUCUACGGUCUUCCUUCACUGUGUGACAAAGCUGUGCAGAGCAGAUGACUGUCCCUUUCUUGUGCCAAUUUGCAGUCACAGAGAAAGAAGAGAUGCAGAUGCUGUCAUGAGAACAACUGGGAGCCCUCAGAGCACCUCCGGCAAUGCUGUAAUCUCUGCUGGCCCCAUCAUUACAAGGAGCGAUGAGACACCUACCAACAAUUCAGAGCUUGCUCAUCCAAAUGGACCUCCUUUCCAAUUGAAUUCAGUGACCAGCACACUGAUUUCAGGCGUGGUCAUCCUAGGAAUCACAAGCAUUUUGUUUUUCAUCUGGUCCUUAACUCUGUUGCGCAGAAAGUGGCCCAACACCUCAGUUUUGACUGGCAUUCGAAACCCAGUUUUCAACUGAAAGCGGUGAUUUACUUGCACUUUUUCUUUGGAGUUGCCUUUCUUGUCCACGAAACAUAAAUCUAUUUAAAAAAUAACAUCAAGGCAACAUUCUGACAACAUAUCCAUCUUCUAUUCCAGAUAUUCUUUAUUUGUAGACUUGCUAGACAUUACAGUAUAGAUAAGAAGCAGUGAUAUUGGUAACAAUUCUAGGAAAUUAUGAAAAUCUCAAUUGAUUGUAAUCAGACUGUAUUGCAUUCUGCCCAUGGGUGUAUUGACAAUAAAACUUGUGUCUCCAGCUUUUCAGUAAGGUUUGAAAGCUGAAGAUGCUUAAGAUGAGAACAUUUCCAAGUAUACCAUUGUUACACAAAACCUGACACAUUCAGAAGCAUUUAUAAGUUCACACACACUUACUAAAAUAAGGGCCAUUUCAUUUUUUUUACAUUUUGCACCACAAAUUUGAAAAAUGACUGGCUCAGGAGGAAUUUUGCUCUUCUAUAUUGGCUAAGACAAAACCACAGGAAGACAUAGAUAAUGAGUGAUGUUUUCUUAUUACUCAUUUGAUAAUUUCUUCUUUUAAUAUGUCUUCAUAUCAUCACUGAAUUAUGGUUAUAGCCCAUCAGGUAAGGCAGGGCAGAAUUUGGCUGGGUAUCCUUCUGAAUCAAGUGGUUGUUGAGGGUGAAUUGCUCGUGGUGCCAGGGAAACAUGCUGCAGAUUUUAUUGAGGUGGACAAACUUUUCCACUAAAGCUGUUGAGUUAGAAUGUGAAGGAGAGCUAAUUAAUGUGAAGGAGAUCUAAUUAAGGUUCAGCAUAAAAUCAGUUCUGCACAAAGUUAAAAUUGCUAUAGCGUCCAGUUAAGUUCUAACCCUGUGAAUUAUUCCAAGGGGAAGUAAAGAGAAAAUGUCCCUCUUUUUUCUUCUCCUUGAACAAAUAAUAAAAAAAUGUCAAAACCUUAAUCAUUCAGAAUUGUUUUUGGAGCCCUACUUAGCUGUUGAGGAAAAACUCACAUCCUUAUUUGCAAGGGCCACUUCUCUGCAUGAUUCUCACACUUCUCAGAUAAAGCUUUCCAUUAUCUACAUGAAGCGUUGCAGAUACCACUUAUAAAGCAGAUCUCUACURCAUGGAUGAGGGGAAGAGGACAACUAGAAGAAUAACAGGCAUACAAGCAUUGCCCUACUGUUGACUCUAGCUGAUCUGAUAAAACUCAGACUUACCUGAAUUGAGUGUGAGUGACCAUGUGCCUUCAAAUAGGAGCAAAGGGUAGUGGUGCAGCUUCUUGGAACAGAUUUAAAAAAAAAAAUGGUGUUAGGGAAACUAUAGUAGACACAACAUAAAGCUGGACAGGUUAGGCAGUUGGGAUUUUGGUCAUAAUUAAUGCAGAAUCCCAUUUUCAUGUACUGUAUGUAUUGGUCUAGAAUCACCUCAUUGACGUUUAUCAUCACCCUGUGUUAAUCAUGUCUGUGUUUUUGUUCAUGUGAUGCGACUGGCUAAUGAUCAGGGUGUUUUGGCUUUCAAGACUAAAGWUGAAUAAAAUAGUUUUCUAUGAUCCUGAAAAUGCUGUAUAAAGACCUGUUGUUCACAGAAUGUC